ACCACCUUGCUUGAAUAGCAUAAUUGCCACAGGACAAAUUUCAGCAAGAAUCAUGUUUUAUGUGAUAGGAUUAGGGCUCGGCGAUGCGAAAGAUAUCACUGUCAAAGGACUCGAAAUUAUCAAGAAAUGUGACCGUGUAUAUUUGGAGUCAUAUACUUCUAUUUUGACAGUACAACAAGAAGCUCUGGAAGAGUUCUACGGACGUUCCCUGAUCACAGCUGAUCGUGAAUUAGUAGAGAGUGGUGCAGAUGAGAUAUUGCCAAGGAAUGAAGAUGAAGAUGUUGCUUUCCUAGUUGUAGGAGAUCCUUUUGGCGCUACUACACAUACAGAUUUAAUUUUGCGUGCAAAGGAGAGAAAUAUAAAGGUAAAAGUCAUACACAAUUCGUCAAUUUUGACUGCAGUUGGUUGUUGUGGUUUGCAAUUGUAUUCAUAUGGAGAAACAAUUUCAAUUCCGUAUUGGACUUAUACUUGGCAGCCAGACAGUUUUUAUGAAAAGAUAGCUUCUAACAGACAAAGAGGACUACAUACAUUAUGUCUCUUGGAUAUUAAAAUCAAAGAGCCUACUUUGGAGAGUAUCUUGAAAAAAAAGAAGGAAUAUAUGCCUUCAAGAUUUAUGAGCGUCAAUGAAGCAGCUAAUCAGUUAAUAGCAAUACUCGACAAUAAGAUUCAAGAUGGCCACAAAGAUUUAGCAUUUACACAUCAGAGCUUAACAGUAGGUCUGGCACGGGUAGGCUGUGAGGACCAGCACAUUGUUGCUUGUUCUCUGCAAGAUAUGACUCAUGUAGACCUGGGACCACCGUUGCACUGCCUCAUUAUACCGGCUGAGAAACUACAUCCUCUUGAAAUCGAAUUUCUAACACAAUACACUCUUGAUAAAAGUCAAUUUAAAGAAAUGACACAAUAAAUUUUUUUAUUCAUAUAAAGAAAA
Camponotus floridanus (Florida carpenter ant) is the source of this 928-nucleotide messenger RNA. It is a transcript of the gene Dph5, whose product is annotated as diphthine methyl ester synthase. The transcript has 5 exons. NCBI's taxonomy places the organism in Eukaryota, Metazoa, Arthropoda, Insecta, Hymenoptera, Formicidae. Gene Ontology annotation, molecular function: diphthine synthase activity. The record is from RefSeq and is a predicted model, not a curated record. Bases 53 to 904 code for a protein of 283 amino acids. Gene Ontology annotation, biological process: protein histidyl modification to diphthamide.